This is a messenger RNA of Gryllus bimaculatus (two-spotted cricket), 469 nucleotides long. Lineage: Eukaryota; Metazoa; Arthropoda; Insecta; Orthoptera; Gryllidae. The record is from the annotation of a GenBank genome assembly.
UAGGACAAAACGACCAUCAUUAAACGCUGUUGCAUGCCAAGAAGUGGAAAUACGUACGGUAUGCUGUUUGAAAAGAAUAACAAAAUUUAACAAGUAAAGUAAUAACGGUCGCAAAUACAUUUCUUUUGUCAUGAAUUUUCACUCUGAUGUAACCUCGGCGCUAUUAGAGAGAGGUCGAUGUUAAUAUGGAAUGGGAACUCUGUUGUUGGAAUGCAAAACCUACGGCCAGAUACGAGCGCUGAAUCACGCGGCAAUGCGUCUGAGGAGUGGGUUUUGCGACGUAUGGAAUGAGCACAAUAUUGGAAACACUGCACCACCGCAGUCUGCGACACAGCAAUCAAUAAAUUUGUCGUCUGAAAAGGCGAUUGUUUCGGCGGGAGACGCGAAGAGCGCGGUGGUGCGGCAAGGAGCCAGUGAAGGCAAUGUAAAGGGGGAAGGAACAGAGCGGUGCGGCCUGGCGUCUCCAUAA